GUGGAUAGAUGCAUUUUCCAACUUUUUACAGUUCCCAAGGUUGUUUUGUUCGCUCUGUCGGCUUAAUGCUAUUAAACACUUCAUGUUUAGGUCGUUAACACUGUAAUUCGUUAAUUAGUGAAACUGCUGCGCUGAAAAAGACUGUGUCGAGGAAACCAAUCACGAUCCCCUCUCAGCCCCAACAAUGUCCAUACCAUCGCCGACGACUGGAGAUACUGUAGUUGAGAAGAAGAAACCGAGCGAGAAUGUAUCGCUAGCUGACAACAGCUUACUGGUAGACAUAUCAGAUGCCCUCAGCGAAAAGGAAAAAGUGAAGUUCACCGUCCACACCAAAACCACUCUCCCGGAGUUCCAGAAAUCGGAGUUCCUUGUUGUUCGGCAGCACGAGGAGUUUGUGUGGCUGCAUGACAGAUAUGAGGAGAAUGAGCAGUACGCUGGGUACAUCAUACCGCCGGCGCCCCCCCGUCCAGACUUUGACGCCUCUCGUGAAAAACUACAACGCCUCGGCGAAGGCGAAGGUGCCUUGACUCGGGAGGAGUUCCUUAAGAUGAAAGAAGAAUUGGAGGAUGAAUACUUGGCUACGUUCAAGAAGACAGUGGCAAUGCACGAAGUGUUCCUCCAGCGUCUGGCCUCACAUCCGGUCUUCAGGAACGAUUCUCAUCUCCGCGUGUUCCUCGAGUAUGAGAGGGACUUGUGCGCCAAGCCGAGGGCUAAGAUACACCUUAUCACUACACUGGUCCGCUCAAUGACAACGACCACAGAUGAGAUCUACCUCGGCGCCACAGUGCGAGACGUGAAUGAUUUCUUCGAGCAAGAAACUACCUUCCUCCAGGAGUACUACACGCACCUGAAGGAAGCUGUGGCAAGGGUAGACCGCAUGACUUCCAAACAUAAAGAGGUAGCCGACGCUCACAUAAAGCUAUCGUCGUGCAUAACUCAGCUAGCGACGAGAGAGCAGCCACACACAGAGCGCUUCCUGACCCGUGCCGCAGACACCUUCGAUAAGUGCCGGAAAAUCGAAGGUCGCAUGGCAUCAGACCAGGACCUUAAACUGGCCGAUACUCUACGGUACUAUAUGAGGGACGCUCACGCCGCCAAAGCUGUACUUGUGAGGAGACUGAGAUGUCUCGCCGCAUACGAAGCUGCUAAUAGGAACCUCGAGAAAGCGAGGGCUAAAAACAAGGAUGUACACGCUGCGGAGCAGGCUCAAGCCGCGGCCUGCGCACGAUUUGAAGAACUGUCCGCGCGAGCGCGCGAGGAACUAAUCGACUUCAGGGCGAGACGUGUCGCUGCCUUCAAGAAGAGCCUUAUAGAUCUGGCGGAGUUGGAGAUAAAACACGCGCGCGCGCAGCAAGAGCUCUUCAGGAAGUCGCUGCAAGUGCUUAAAGAGUGUCAGUAGAUACACCAAGGGCCAUGCAUCAACCCACAGAACUUUAUUUAUAUAGAAGAAACAAGUUCAUAUAUUUGUAUAGGGGCCGAGCGUGUCAAAUUUUGUACUGAAGUUGUUUCUUGCGUGUAAUUUUAAAUAUGUCUCAGGCUCUUGAUUGUU
This is a messenger RNA of Leguminivora glycinivorella, 1549 nucleotides long. RefSeq names its product sorting nexin-32 (gene Snx6). Bases 185 to 1399 code for a protein of 404 amino acids. NCBI's taxonomy places the organism in Eukaryota, Metazoa, Arthropoda, Insecta, Lepidoptera, Tortricidae. Gene Ontology annotation, biological process: phagosome-lysosome fusion involved in apoptotic cell clearance. The record is from RefSeq and is a predicted model, not a curated record. The transcript has 11 exons. Gene Ontology annotation, molecular function: phosphatidylinositol binding.